CAGAGGUGGGGGCGUGCAGUGAUCCUUGUGAUUCCAGGAAAAUCGUUUGUUCUCAAAUCCAACGCAGAAUACUACGGAAUAUCGAUUGAAGUAGCUCUCGAAUGUGAAUCAAAUUGUGAAAUUAAUUAGGUGAUUCGUUAUUAUAUGUGGAACGAGAGUGAAGUGCUAUUUGUCCCCCCAUUGCUGACCGUUGUGAUUUAACUCUGGUGGGCCAUACAUUAAUCAACAUUAAUCCUGGCUGGAUUGGAUGUUUUCUCUUCCAGAGUCCGGCUCCAGCGCUCGUCGAAUUUUAAUGAGACUAUUUUUAUUCAUGUCCCACUGAACAAGUUUACAAUCUUUUUGUCCCCCCUCUUCGAUUCCACCCCACUUCUAGGUAGAAAUAACAACGAACACUAUCGAGAAGAAAACUUUUCUCCACCAACCGCCACAACUUGUUUAAUUUGAGUGCAAUCAAAUUGUAACAGUAGAAAAAUUAUCAAUCGAAUCAAAGUGCAAUAAAUCGAGCCAGAUUGAGAGAAGGAAAAAACAUGGCCACGAUGCAGCGUCGUUUGGUGAAUAAGCAGUUCAACUCACCGAUCAAUCUAUACUCGCAGAAGAACAUCCAGGAAACACUGGACCGUGAGCUGAAACUUCUUGCCAAUGGAGCCGUCGGAAUUGACUUUGAAGAUCCGGCAACCACAAAGCCACCAAGCUUGGCCAAGUCUGCCGUCCUGCAGGCUUUGGAGGAGGAAGAGCGCCAUCAGGGCCGAAACAAGGACUGGCAGCGUCCGGGCCGGUCGAGACAACGAUCCAGGACACCCUGCAUUGACCGUGAGACAGUUUUGCGAAUCAAUCGUCGUCCGCAGAGACACCGUUCUUGCGAUAAUUUCUGGCCUCCAGCAAGAGGUCCCUUGCCUCUCGACACGAGAGUUCCUGCCGUCGGUGGAACCGAAGUUCCAGCCGGAAACGGGUCGCCAGAACCCGCAUCUCCAUACCGCCGAUGGGUCCACUUCGACAACGGAAAUAUCUCUCCGACCACUGGCGGCGGAAGACCGUCAACCGUCCGGGUUCCUACACCCUUCCCAAGUCCCAUCUCGGAUUGCGAGAUUUUGGACAAAUUUGCUGGUGGUGCAAUGGAAAUCGACCCGAGCAACCGGAGUGAUCCGAGAGCGCCCGAUUUGGUGGAAAACGUCCCCCUGAUUGAUGCCGUGCUCGAUGAUUUGCUGACGUUCUCCAAGAAUCUUGUCUUGCGGCAGUCCUCGGCCAGUUCGGCUCUAGCCGCCGAACGUGAGGAGGCAAAAAUUGUCGAGAUAAAUGAUGAUGAUUUAAUUAAUUUAUUAGCUGAUGAUGACAAUAGUGAAACCAGAGUGGUUGAUGGUCCCACCGAAGAGCCCAAUGAGGGCGGAGAAAAUGCAGCUUCAGGAAAAAGUUUGCCUUCUAAGCAGGACAGGAACGCGGCCGAAGGACAAGAAAAUAGUGGCGAUGAGAGUUUUAGAGAGGCAGAAUGUGACCGGAAUGCCAAUGAGCAGAACGAAAAUCCGAAUUAUCCGAUUGGCGAUUCCGAGGACGUGUUGGACAAUUAUUUGAGUACGAGGCGCAAUCAGGAGGACAUUUUCGCCAACGUGGCGAUUUUCAACUGGAAUCCGAUGGACGUCUAUCACCAGCAUGGUCUGUUUAUGAUCGAUCCGCGCUUUGCGCUUGCCGACCUACAUGCCAUAGUUCCGACCGCAAAUGUUGCCACCUCCCAUCACCGGGGGGGAAACGAGGGGCAGUAUCAAGGCAGCAGCCAUAACGAACCAACUAGCAGGACAUCCAAUGGCAACCAGAAGAGUAAUGUCGCACAUUUAAAUUCGCUAAAGCGUGAGCAGGCUUCCAAUGAUGAGCAUCCAAGCCGAGCAGAAGAAGAAGAUGAUGCCGAUGACACUGCCGCUACUAUUGGCAUAGUGAAAAUAACUGAUGGUGCAGAUACGUCAUCGGAGGACGUGAAUUCAUUUGCAACUCAACGACGAACGCAAGACGACACUGUCUCCUCCUCCGCCCUGCUGGAGAGCCAUAAAAUCCCAAAUGACAGAACUAGUCCGGCGGUGGACCAUUUUUACGACUCCGCUCACGUCGAAUAUCCGGUGGUUCGUCCAGACUUGUACUUCGGCACGGCCACCAGCCAGCGUGCCAGUGAAUGCCAUCAAUCGCCGCUGGAAUCUGAUUAUGAUAAUGAUCCACCCAAGAGCAGCAGCAGCGUCAACGGCGACGAAGACUCGGCGAGGCCACCCACGACCGCGGAUGAACAAGAAGAAGGUUUGAAGCGCGUUGCCUGGCCACCACCAGCUGAAAGUGGUGACGAUUACGAGCAACAUCCGUCGCAAAACAAGUGCCCUCCACAGGUUCAACAGCAGCAGCAGCAGCACUAUCAACAAGCCUCCCCUCAGCCCCAUCCACACCAACAACAGCAACAGCAUCAGCCCCGAGAGCGUAUCAUCCCGAUUCAAAGGGCUACAUCCCACAUCUCACCGCACCAAACCCCGAAGUCACCGGUCAAUCAGCUCAAGUAUCCGAGCUACCCACCGGCGUCGCCUCAAAAUCUGUCAACGCCCCAAUAUCCGGCCCAACAGCGCCGUACAGUGUCCCCACUGGGCGGUUCCUCGACCGUAGCCUUCAGCGGCGGCCGUGCUGUUGUACCCCAACAGCCCCAACAGCCACAGCAGCAGCACCAGUUUCAACCGGCUCGUCCCGUUAGCGCUCCGCACUACCAACAACAGCAGCAGCAGCAGCAGAAACGCUACUCUUCGCCAUCGACGGCUUCUCUGGCAUCGCCCCGUUCGCCCCAGAUAAUUGGCGGUGGCCACAGCCCACGCGGUUGGGCCCACGUUCAAUCACCGGUUCCGGUUUACCGUCCCGCGCCCCGUCAGCAGCAGCAGCAACAACAGCAGCAGCCUUACGUCCCACCACCCUUUCAAACGGAACCCACUCCGUACCAGCCGUCUUCCGCUGGCUACGGAUACGGUUACGGACCGAGAAAGCCUGAACCGUCAUCCCAACAGCCACAGUAUCAGCCACAGGCAACCCAAGCUUUCCAACCGCCAGUGACUCAACAACAACAGCAUCAGCCUUAUUACCAGCCAGACCAAAUCCCGUUCGUCACCACACUACGCAAGGAACCACCAAUGUCGCAAGAACCUGCUCCGGUCUACCAGGCCCAACCAGUUGCUGCUAUUUACCAAGGCGGUACCAAUAUGCGCGGAGAUCAAAAAUGGCCACCAGCGGAGUACAAGGCACAAUCUGAACUGGAGAACGAAGAACGCCGAAGACUCGCCCAUCAGCCCGCCUUCCGCCCUCGCAAGGCGCAGAAAGAUUACACCAGUUUCUUCGCCAAACACGCGUUGAACCAGACCUACCCGAGCUAUCGGGCUCCACCAGGCACCCAACACCACUGUUAAGAACCCACACACUCACUGAAGCAUGCUCUGGGCAACACCAACAAUACUUCGAACCACGAGUAGCUUCAAUGACAGUCGAACUUAGAUAAACUUUUGAAAUUUUCUCCAGUUCACAUUGUUCACAAGUACCAGUACUGAGAGAGCGGAUAAAACAAUUUUGAGCACACAAACAUAAAUAACUAACUAUUUGAAAGGUCUAAUUUAAACCAACAAGGUGCAACGAAACAACUAACAAAUAUACGACGUAAACGGCUUAGGCAGCAACAAAUUAUACUUGAUAUGUUAUCAUAAGAUGAAAAGAUUUGUAACUAAUUGUUUAUUGUUAUUUUAAUUUUUUUUUGUUGGAGUGACUCUCUUCUAUAAUUCUUCUGGUUACGAUUGAUAAUAACUUUGCUAUUAUUAUUUUUUGUUCCGAUUUCAGUACACAUAUAUAAAUAUCUAACGCUUAAUGACGUUUUAAUUACUAAUAGAUGAAUAAUCACAACAGAAUAACCGCAAUCGUAUUAUGCUAAACUAUUAUUAAACAUGUCAGGAUGCAAAGAGACGAAAAGGCAGCAGCAACAACAACAACAACACCAAAAAAUGGUUGGAUGCGAAAACGCAUGUGUUAAUUGCAAUUUAUAAUCAAAUAUAUUAUUUAUAAUGAGUUUCUAGUGUUCGAUAUAGAGAAACCUACAGGAAGGGGGAGAGAGAAUGAUUUGAAUGUCGGAACCCCCCAAAAUCGCAUGGUUGUAAGCAACGCUUCUCGCCUGCAGGACAAAUCCAAACAUAGAAUACAAUUGAGAGAAGGUUGGGUACAACCCUACCAUUGGGAGGGGACAGUGGGGAAAAAAUAAAAUCGACUGCAAAGCUUAUGUUUCAUUUAUUUUGUCAUAACCGAAACAGGCCGUAACCGAAGAGCGACACGAAAAAAAAUCUGGUUUAAAUUUCACACCGACGCAUCGCAGCUUGCUGUCAAAAAGUGCAAGUGGGAGCAUGAAAGAAUUCCAGACAACAGCAGCAGCAGCAUCCGCGCGAAUGCGGGUGACAAAAAUAAUUAUUUUAUACAUUCAGAUGUUUACCAUUAAUUUAAGCGGAAGUCAUCAAACGUUCGUUGAAGCAUACAUUUUUCAUGCACUGCUCUUCUUUCUCAAUAAUUCACAAUAUUACGGAAAAAUUAUUCGGGAACAUUCACAAUGAAUGAGGUUAACGCCAUUUCCGGUGAGCAGUUGAAGGCAAAAGGUAACGCGUUACAAUGUACGCAUAAAUCCUCGCCGAAAGUAAUUACUACCCGCUAGCAUGACUAUUCACAAACUCCGGCCUUGUUAAUUAAUUUCCAUUGUCAUCGGUGCUUUGCCAACACAGAAAAAAAACCGAUAAAAUAUUGCAAUCCUACUUUUAGAUAUGCGUGCAAACAGCCCCAUAAUUAAUUUACAUGUUAUCAGUGGCUCACCGAUAAAUAUGUUGAGUGUAUUCCAAAUCAACAAACCAUUCAUCGGAAGCUACGUAUCUAUCCUGGGCAAUAGGAAACAAAUGUCCACUUUCGCAUUCUAAUAAAUAACUCUUAUUGUGAUGAUCAGAAUUAUGAAAUGUUUCGUAAUUUGAAUAUUUUUUUUUUCAAAUCUCGCUACGCCACGCGGGAAGCCCCCUCACGAAUAUUGAUGAAUUUUAUAAAUUUGUUUUCUCUGCCUACACAUUUAUGCGAUCAGAUUGUGGCACGAAUAAUAAAACGCUAAAUGUUUGCAAAUAUUUGAAAGCACCGCUCAUAAACUGAUGAUGACGGAUGAUGCUGUUAGAAAAUACACACACACAAAAACGAUUCCCGGUGGCUCUUUCUCUCCCUCUUCCGGUUGGCUAAUAUGUUAACACAGAGCUUGGUUAGUUUUUCAAUUUGUUUUUAUUUCGAUAGUUAGAGUAUGCAGCAACAAAUAAUAAAUGAACAAAAAAAACGAGCAUUAACAAAUACAGUAUCAAUAUCGAAUUUCGCUAAAACGCAUACGUAUUAAUAUUUAUGAUCAUUGUUUGUAUGAUUUUGCGAGGACACGCAGACGUGUGGGCGUGAAAGGAUAAAAAAUGCUACAGCCAUGGUUCACAUACUCACACGUACACAACGGUUUACAUGGAACACAAUAUAUUUUGUAAUAUUUUGUAAGAGGAUUCACAGUGAGAAUAAAUAAACGAUCCGUAUUUUGUGCGCUCGCGUAACGAAAGGCUACGAUGACAACAA
Molecule: messenger RNA, 5619 nt
Organism: Toxorhynchites rutilus septentrionalis
Lineage: Eukaryota; Metazoa; Arthropoda; Insecta; Diptera; Culicidae
Exons: 10
Coding region: 528-3413 (961 amino acids)
Source: RefSeq, a predicted model, not a curated record